This is a messenger RNA of Punica granatum (pomegranate), 3324 nucleotides long. Lineage: Eukaryota; Viridiplantae; Streptophyta; Magnoliopsida; Myrtales; Lythraceae. The record is from RefSeq and is a predicted model, not a curated record.
GAGAGUUAUUAUAAGGUUUUCUGGAAUUUCUAUAGAAAUUUCCUCUCCCCUUAGUUUCCUGUGUCAAAGGAAACGAGAGACUAGUCUACUGAAAAAAAAAAAAAGGAAACGAGAGACUGUUUAUAUUUCUAUUUAAGGGAUGAAAUGAUGGAACUCGUUCCAUCCCAACUCAACAUUUUAUCAUCAUUCAGCCUUACUCCCGAGACAAUAUGAGGAGAGAUGUUUGGGUCUUCCUCUUCCUCGGCCUCCUCUCAUUCUUAAUCUCACGCCAUUCGAUAAUAAUAGCUGUUGUUGUUGCUGUUCCCACCAGCAAUACAUCAUCCCCUCAUUCGUCCCAACGCCCGAGCCCUGCCAGUGAGUGCGAUGCCCUGCUCCAGUUCAGUCAAUCAUUUACCAUCUCAAGUGAUGCCGAAGACAGCCUCAUGGAAGAACGGCACCAAUUGCUGCUCAUGGGAUGGGGUCACAUGCCACAUGUCAAAAGAUUACGUGAUCGGCCUUGACCUCAGUAGUUGGCUUCAGGGAGCCCUCCAUUCCAACAGCACUCUCUUCUUGCUCCGGAAUCUUCAGCGGCUGAAUCUCGCUGGUAACAAUUUCACUGGCUCACCAAUUUCAUCAAGGUUUGGUAUACUUACAGGAUUGGCACAUCUCAAUCUCUCUGGUUCUUCCUUCUCGGGGAUCAUUCCUCUGGAGAUGAUGUCUCAUCACCUUUCCAGUCUAAUUUCACUCGAUCUCUCUUUCAGUCAAUAUUUGACAAUAGAAGAGGAUCGUAGUUUCAGAAGGUUUAUUAGUAAUCUCACUCAGCUGAGAGAACUUACUCUUGAUUAUAUAGACAUGUCUAGAAUUUCUCCUACUUCCCUCACGAACCUCUCUUCCACUCUAACAUCUUUGAGACUUGAUGGGUGCCGUCUGCAAGGGACAUUCCCAAUUAACAUCUUUCAUCUCCCAAACCUCUGCAUUCUCUCUCUUUUUGAUAAUUCUAAUCUCAUGGGUGCUCUCCCCCAAACAAAUUGGAGUAGUAGUCCACUCGUCCGCUUGAGUCUAUCAUUUACAAAGUUCCAAGGACCAAUUCCUGAUUCAGUGGGGAAUUUCACAUCCUUGGAAUAUUUGCACCUCGACGGGAGCAAAUUUACUGGAUCUGUACCACCAACACUUUGGAACCUUGACCGCCUCUCUUCCUUGCGCCUCGGUGGUAUCAACCUCAGUGGUACCGUUGACUUUGAUAUGCUUGCAAGGCUAAAGUAUCUUGAGGACCUUUAUCUUUGGGGGAACCUUAACCUAAUGCUUCCAAACAAUGGGAAUCGUUCCUUCCCGAGGCUCAAAGAGUUGAUACUGUCUGGCGUCAACUUGACCGAGUUCCCAUAUUUUUUGAGUUCUUUAGAAGAGCUGGAAUGGCUGAACCUUUAUGGAAACAAGAUUAGUGGUCCAAUUCCUGAAUGGUUUGGGAGAAUGUGGAGCAAGACGAUGAUAAUAUUGGAUCUCUCUUCUAAUAAUUUCACCGGAGAGAUCCCAUCCUCAAUCUGUCAACUGAGUUCACUAAGUGAUCUAUCAUUCUCAGAUAACCGACUCAACGGCACCAUCCCGAGAUGCUUGGGAAAUUUUAGCAAUGUCUCCUAUUUGGAUUUGAGCCACAAUCAAUUACAAGGUCCACUGCCGCGAUCUUUAGCAAACUGUACAAGCUUAUGGAAUCUAGAUUUAGCCAAUAACAAUUUAGACGGCCCACUUCCGAUUCCACCGCCCACUGUUUCGUUCUAUUCCGUUGCAAACAAUAAGUUUAGUGGAGACAUUCCUCAUCAGCUCUGCAACGCUACUCAGCUAGACAUGGUCAAUCUCUCCAAUAAUAGCUUAACCGAUUCCAUUCCUCACUGUUUCAUAAAUUUAAGACCAUCAGUGUUGGACCUCCGAGCAAAUAAGCUUGUUGGUCAUAUACCAAAUAUAUUUUUCUCAGGGAAUGACUUGAGGACGAUUCGGUUGAGUCAAAAUCGACUUGAAGGUACUCUGCCGCGAUCUUUGGUGAAUUGCAAGAAUUUGGAAGUUUUGGAUCUCAGUGAAAAUAAGUUGGAGGAUCGCUUCCCUUAUUGGUUAGACACUCUUCCGAAUUUGCAAGUGCUUGACCUAAGAUCCAACAAGCUCCGUGGUCUGAUUAACAGCUUCGGGAAGAAUAAUCAUCCCUUCCCGAAGUUGCAUAUUUUUGACCUCUCUGACAACAAAUUUUAUGGUCAUCUUCCGGCUAAGUACAUUGCCAACUUCAUAGCCAUGAAGGAUAAAGCAAGAAGUGCUUCACAAUACAUGUGGGUAAAUCAUUCUCAGGCAACUUAUCAAGAUUCCGUUAUGGUGGUCAUGAAAGGAUUUACCAUUGAGUUGGUGAGAAUUUUGUCAGUGUUUAUGACCAUCGACUUGUCAAGGAACUUUUUCGGAGGAGAUAUCCCGAAGUUAAUAGGAGAUUUGAAGCUACUCAAGGGACUCAACCUUUCUCACAACAAUUUGACCGGCAAAGUCCCUUCUUCUGUGGGGAACCUAACGAAUCUUGAGUGGCUGGACCUCUCCUCGAACAAGCUCAACGGGCAGAUCCCUAAAGGAUUGGCAGAUCUUACAAUGCUCACCUGGUUGAAUCUCUCAGAUAAUCACCUCGAGGGACUGAUUCCUCAAGGCAGGCAAUUCGACACAUUCAACCACCCCUUUGACGGGAAUCCUAGAUUGUGUGGGUAUCCCUUGCCAAAUGCUUGUGGGACCGAUGAGCAGCAGUUACCGCCUUCGACUUCCUCGGGAGAUGGAGAAGAAAAGGCGCAAUUCGGGCACUGGAUUGAAUGGUGGGUAGUGGCAAUGGGCUAUGGAUGCGGAAUUUCAUUUGGGAUAUCAACGGGGUAUAUUAUGCUGGAAACCAGGAGGCCAAAAUGGCUGGUGAGAAAGGUUGAGCGAUGGCUAAUGAGAAUGGUCGAGAGGAAGAGACGAAAAAAGAAAACUAGGUCGAAGAAAAACGCGGCUCAGAGAAAUCAUGCGAGGAGGAGCACCGGAGGCUAAUAAGAUGAAGAGCAACAAAAAACAAUGCAUGUGGAGGCUUCUAUCAACCGAGGGUUAUGGCAAUUUAUCAAUGAUCAAGAAGAAAGCUCACCUUCUUCAAUCCAUAAGCAUCUUCAUUUUUUCUUUUUCCGGUUUCAAUUGGAAUGACCGUAAUCGUGUAUUUUAUUUCUCCAUAAUAAAAUGAAGCAUCUAAAUGAGAUCAAUACAACUUGAAGCGUCUGUUUGGAGUAGAGUGGUACUUAUCGAAAAUUGAGGAACCAAAUCUACAAGAAUGAAGAUUCUUAUGUAUCAACACGACAAAGACUA